This is a messenger RNA of Phlebotomus papatasi, 1240 nucleotides long. It is a transcript of the gene Coq9, whose product is annotated as ubiquinone biosynthesis protein COQ9, mitochondrial. Lineage: Eukaryota; Metazoa; Arthropoda; Insecta; Diptera; Psychodidae. The coding region runs from base 82 to 1065 and encodes 327 amino acids. The transcript has 4 exons. Gene Ontology annotation, cellular component: mitochondrial inner membrane. Gene Ontology annotation, biological process: ubiquinone biosynthetic process. Gene Ontology annotation, molecular function: lipid binding. The record is from RefSeq and is a predicted model, not a curated record.
ACUGCAAUUCCUUUGAAGAGUUUCCGUGGAGUUUGCGUGAGUUUCCUGCUAGAGGGCCAAAAAGUGUGUUGUUUGAACGUCAUGGCACUGGAGAAAAUUGCAAAAUUUCGUCUAAUUAAGAAUACAAGUAGUUUGUUCUCUCGGCUCCUGGUUGCCUCCUCUGUCGAGACGUUCUUACCUACUUCCCGGAACUUUGCGCAGAGGCUGGAAAGCUCCCCACGGAGACCCAUAGUGUCCCUUUCACGGCACUUUUCUAGUCAGAACACCACCAAAAUCCCCUCGGAUUCCCUUGAUGAUUUCAGGGCUAGAGAGGAGGCCCGAGAGGCUGAAUUUGAAAAGCAAAAUCGUGCUGAGGAAGCUCAGAAUGAGGCCAAGGAGUCUCCCGUGGACGAGGAGCAGGAAAAGGUGGAUAGAAUGCGUCAAGAAAUCCUCAGGGCCGCCUUAGAAUUUGCCCCGAGUGUCGGAUGGACACGAGAGGCUAUUACGAAAGGUGCUGAAAGCAUUGGGUAUCCGGGAGUUGUGCAUGGAAUGUUUCCGGAUGGUGGGGUUGAGCUGAUUCAGUAUUUCUACUCGGACUGCAAUGCUCGUCUGGUGGAGUGGCUUCAGAAGGAGACUGAGGGAGUGGAAAAAGUGCCCAAUCCCAGUCAAUUUGUCUGCCGUGCCAUUGAGACACGUCUGAGGAUGCUCCAACCGUAUCUGUCCACCUGGCCACAAGCCAUCGGUAUACUCUCUCUGCCUCAGAAUGCUCCUAAAGCUCUCAGCAAUCUUCUUACUCUUGCCGAUGAUAUUUGCUACUACUCAGGAGAUAGAGCUGUGAAUAUUAGCUGGUACACGAGACGCGUGGGUGUUGCAGGGAUUAUUAAGAUUACCGAGCUGUAUAUGCUCCAGGAUAAGUCAAUGGAUCAUCAGGCCACGUGGAAGUUCUUGGAGAGGCGCAUGGAUGACGCUGUCUUCCUGCACUCCUUCUUCAUGCAGUCCGACGAGGCAAAGAAUCAGAUGCAGAAAGCCAUCACGACCGCCUUCGAAACGGGAAGAAAUAUGCUGGGAUUGAAUUACAAGCGAUAGUGAAUGAGAAAGAAAAAAAUGCUUGAAUAACGUUUAAAAUGUUUAUUCACUCAGCCAAGUUUGUGGGCUUUUUCCGGUGUUGGGCUACCCAGGAAGAUAAGCCUGGGAGAAAAAGCCCCAAGAUAAGGCGGAUAAAUUAGAUUGAGAAAUAAAAUUAGUAAAAUAUUGUUACAAA